Molecule: messenger RNA, 1668 nt
Organism: Penicillium manginii
Lineage: Eukaryota; Fungi; Ascomycota; Eurotiomycetes; Eurotiales; Aspergillaceae
Exons: 16
Coding region: 1-1668 (555 amino acids)
Biological process (GO): positive regulation of cytoplasmic translation
Cellular component (GO): cytoplasm
Molecular function (GO): translation regulator activity; single-stranded RNA binding; zinc ion binding
Source: RefSeq, a predicted model, not a curated record
AUGUCUGACAGGGGGCGACAAUACGACGCGGAGGAAGAAGACUAUGGGCCCAGGACCGUUCAUGGGAACUUCGACGCCGAUGGUAAACUAUGCCGCAGCUGUGGUGAACCGAAUCACUUUGCACGAAACUGUCCCUACAAGGGUGGCGGUGGAGGGUACGAAGGUGGUGGGGGAGGCGGACGCGCAUGCUUUAAUUGCGGCGAGGAAGGUCACAACAAGGCCGACUGCCCCCAGCCCCGGAAGUCAAUGGGCGCGUGCUACAACUGCGGCGAGGAAGGGCAUUCAAAGAGCGACUGCCCUCAGCCUCGAAAGUCGUUCGGGGCAUGCUACAACUGUGGGGAGGAAGGCCAUUCAAAGAGCGACUGCCCUCAACCCCGAAAGGCAACGGGCGCAUGCUACAACUGCGGGGAGGAAGGCCAUUCGAAGAGCGACUGCCCUCAACCCCGAAAGUCAAUGGGCGCAUGCUACAACUGUGGAGAAGAAGGUCACAACAAGUCCGAUUGUCCCAAGCCUCGCGUUUUCAAGGGAGCGUGCCGUAUCUGCAACCAAGAGGGCCACCCGGCCGCUGAAUGCCCCGAAAAGCCGGUGGAUAUUUGCCGAAACUGCAAAGCCGAAGGCCACCAGUCGAAAGACUGCAAAGCAAACCGCAAGUUCGAUCUUAACCAUGUCGCCGACAAGCUUCCCGAGGAAGCAUGGGCGAUGAUGAAGGCUGCAAGUGAUGAGAAGGAGAUUGGCGAAUUCCGAGAGGCCCUCCAGAUCUACGCCAAGGCGUGUCCAGACGAGACCUUCCAGACUAUCGGCAAAAAAAUGCUGGAUGAUGAAUUCAAGAUCUAUCUUAUCGCCCUGGAAAAACCCCUCGAGGAUGUCAUCAGCUUAAUUGAUCUGCAAGGACAACUGGACCGCCAAUAUGUUGUUGGUUUCUAUUACAGCGACAAGCCUCAGCGCGCCAAUCUCCGAGAGCGCUGGCCUGAAAACCCAGAGGACAAUCUUGAACGCCUUCAAAACGCGGGACUUCCCUACGACCGGCAAGUGAUGAAGUGCCGUAAUUGUGGAGAAAUGGGCCACAGUUCGCGUGGAUGCAAACAGGAGCCUGUCUUGUUUGAGAAAACGGAGAUCAAGUGCGCCAACUGUGACUCGCUUGGGCACCGAGUGCGAGAUUGUCCACAACCGCGUAAAAGUCGAUUCGGGUGCCGCAAUUGCGGCUCCGAAGAACAUGAAGCCCGGGAAUGCCCUGAGCCCCGAUCAGCCGAUGAUGUCGAGUGCCGUCGAUGCAACGAAACCGGACACUUUGCCAAGGAUUGCCCGAACUCUGCUCCACGGGAACCUCGCACAUGCCGUAAUUGCGGUUCUACCGAGCAUAUCGCUCGUGAAUGCGACCAGCCCCCAAACCCCAACAACAUGAUUUGCCGAAACUGUGAUGGAAAGGGUCAUGCUGCUCGUGAUUGCCCCGAGCCCAAGAACUGGAAUAAAGUCAAGUGCAACCGAUGUGGCAACAUGGGUCACACUGUUCGACGAUGCCCUGAGCCUGAAGACAAUGAAGCUUCUGAUAACCGUGGAAAUGAAGGCGAAUCUCGCGAAGACUUCCAAAUUCCCGACAACCAUGGAUAUGGCGAGCUCCACGAAGACAACAAUGGAGGAGGAUACGACGAAGAUGGCGGCCAAUGGUGA